Molecule: messenger RNA, 5944 nt
Organism: Xyrauchen texanus (razorback sucker)
Lineage: Eukaryota; Metazoa; Chordata; Actinopteri; Cypriniformes; Catostomidae
Product: tau-tubulin kinase 1-like
Exons: 15
Coding region: 1412-5209 (1265 amino acids)
Biological process (GO): peptidyl-tyrosine phosphorylation; peptidyl-serine phosphorylation; signal transduction
Cellular component (GO): cytoplasm; nucleus
Molecular function (GO): ATP binding; protein serine/threonine kinase activity
Source: RefSeq, a predicted model, not a curated record
UCGCCCUUUUACAAUAUGGCUGGUGUUGUGGUGACAGGCCAUGUCUUAUUGGAGGACGGCUGACAUUUUAAAACGGGCUCCGUUGGCAUGCCAGCUGAAUUUAAUGCAUCCAAAAUGACUGCAGAAAUUAUUCAAGGAAGAUGGAGAUAUUGUAUGCGUUUACUGAUUUAAGAAAUGCCUCUUGGACCUCUGGUGUCGUUGGGAUUUGUAGUUCUGUUUGGAUGCGCUGCUGUGUGAGCAUGUCGUUUUCAUUAUCGGUCUUUUUAGCAUCUUUGACCCAGUGAACUGUUCAGGGGUUUGUUCUCUCUCUCUCUCUCUCUCUCUCUCUCUCUCUCUCUCUCUCUCUCUCUCUCUCUCUCUCUCUCUCUCUCUCUCUCUCUCUCUUAUUUAACUUUACAACGUAAUGGCGGUCAAUUUAUUAAGCCAAUUUGCCGCCCAUAGAAUGUAUAUUGCUAUUUUAGGGUAAGCUUGUAGGUUCACCCAUUAGAAGGGCUCUGCUAGUACUAUGGCGAAGGCACAGCUCAUGAAUAAUAAAUAGGUCAUGCUGACGUUGCUUCGUAAUCCUUACUGAGGCGUUCUGUCACGUAACUUGUGUGAACGCCCCCUUUAUUGCCUUGCUGACUGUCUAUUCAACGGUUACCAGCGCUUGUAUAUUAGCCAAUCAGAUGUGUCUACGCUAUGCAACGUAAUACAUAUGUAUAAGGGUCUCUUUAUCAUAGUGGGAUUGACGGAUUGGCCGAGUUCCGGUUAUUUCAUGAGCGUCUUGCGUCCUCUACAGGUUGUAAACAGUCACUGCAUGGGUGUUUGACGCGCUGCAGUGCGGACCAGCGCAUAGGAUGCGCGACCGGACACUUGCGUUAGGUUGAUGUUAUGUAUGCAUCCAAAUGCAUUCGAUGGCUCUGUUAUCUGGAUAGAAUAAUAUAAUAUAAUAUAGGCAAUAACCUUGUACCUUUGCGUCAUAAACUUGUUUGCGUGAUUUUAUUUUAUAUGCAUGCUGCUUCCAGUAGGUGUUUUGUGAUUGUUGGCUUUGAGCGCGUUAGCUAUGAUUUAUCAGUGCGACUGAAGAAUGUUUUGUUUUAUGCAUAAAUUACAUUGUAAAGCCUAACAUAUUCCGAUUCAGUUUAUGUCAGUUAGUAGUAAACCCGCUAUUCAUUUGAGUGCACUUAGAGAUCAUUUUUGCAUCAUGUUGCAUUAAGAAUAAGAAGCCGAAAUCGGGCGGUUUAUGAUUUUAAAGAAGGUCCCAGCUGAUGGUUUGUGUCACCGCAAGGUCCCAAAUGAAGAUUUCAAAACGACGGAAAGGACUGACUUUUCGUAGUCUCUGUGCCAGAUAAAUGGCUCGUUUAAGUUGGGGGCUGCCAGAGUGCUCUCUGGGUUGCAGUGCCUAGCGCCAGCUCUGCAGGACAACGCCAACAUGAACGGCACUGCGGAGCAGCAGGAUAUUCUGCCUCCAAACUGCAUGGUCAAAGAGAGAUGGAAAGUGUUGAAGAAGAUAGGUGGAGGGGGAUUCGGGGAAAUCUACGAGGCGUUGGACCUGCUGACACGGGAGAACGUGGCGUUAAAAGUGGAGUCAGCUCAGCAGCCCAAACAAGUCCUGAAGAUGGAGGUAGCGGUUCUGAAGAAACUGCAGGGUAAAAAUCAUGUGUGUAAGUUCAUUGGCUGCGGGCGAAACGAUAAGUUUAACUAUGUCGUCAUGCAACUGCAGGGUAGAAAUCUGGCGGAUCUCAGGCGAAGUCAGCCACGUGGCACCUUUACCAUGAGCACAACUCUUCGCCUGGGAAAACAGAUCCUAGAAUCUAUAGAGGCCAUUCACUCUGUUGGCUUCCUCCACCGAGACAUCAAACCGUCAAAUUUUGCCAUGGGAAGGCUACCUUCAACGUACAGGAAAUGUUAUAUGCUAGACUUUGGCCUCGCACGACAAUAUACCAACACUAAUGGAGAAGUUCGACCGCCCAGAACUGUUGCAGGAUUUCGUGGGACUGUUCGAUACGCAUCUGUAAAUGCACAUAAAAACAAAGAAAUGGGUCGCCAUGAUGACCUGUGGUCUUUGUUUUACAUGUUGGUUGAAUUUGCUGCUGGACAGCUGCCGUGGAGGAAAAUCAAGGACAAGGAGCAGGUGGGUCAGAUUAAGGAGCGUUAUGAUCACAGGAUGCUUCUUAAACACAUGCCAUCAGAGUUUAAUGUCUUCCUCGAGCAUGUUUUAGGCCUCGAAUAUUACACCAAACCAGACUAUCAGCUCUUGAUGUCAGUGUUUGAGAACAGCAUGAAAGAACGCAUCAUCACAGAGAAUGAGCCGUACGAUUGGGAGAAAAGUGGGACGGACUCCAUGAUGUCUGCCACCACACCUACUACAGCGCAACAAAACACACGGCCCACAGCAGCGAUGGUUGGGGUCAUCAAUGUGACCCUGAUGCCAGGUGACGCUCAGAGGGAGAACACUGAUGAUGUUGUCCAGGACGAGCACUUGAGUGAUCAGGAAAACGCCCCUCCAGUUCCCUCCGGACAGCCGGCUGAUGGCAGCCAGUUACCCACGGAUGCAGACGGGUGGGAGGAAACCGAUAUCAACCGCAACAAACUCAGGAUUACUUUUGGAAAGGGGGGUCAAGAGGAUGACCGUAACCGGGGUGUGUGUCCUGCUUCACCACAAAGGGGAGGGGGAGGUUUGGACUCUCCAGGUGUGCAGGUGCACUCGCUCAGGUUCAGACGGGUCAACAGCCCAGAAUCAGACCGUUUUUCUGCCGCUGAAGGGCGAGAGGGUUACGGGCAACGAUCUCGAAUGGACAUCCUGGGUUCUCCCUCUCGGCACGUUUACUCCUCCCAACCCGCUCAGAUGCUGUCUGUGGACGGUUGCCGUGGAGACCGCGGGCGUAACGAGGCCUCUGCGUCAGUGGACCAGGAAGCCCACAGCAACGCCUUCAUUCGUUCUGUACCACUCGCUGAAGAGGAGGACUUUGACAGCAAAGAGUGGGUGAUCAUAGACAAAGAAACAGAGCUCAGAGACUUCCACCACCCGCCAGGGGCCGAGCCCACCACAUCCGGCACCACGGAUGAAGAGCCGGAGGAGUUACGCCCUCUAGAGGACGGAGAAGAGCGGCGGAGACAUAGAGGGACAGAUCCGUCGGUCAGACCCAAGACGUCACUUGGAGACCGGACGACACGGGGUAUGCUGCCCCUUACGGAGGAGGAGACGUCCAGGAGGAGUGGGAAAGGGCUGUCGACGUCAGUGGAGAGCCCUGUGCAGUCACCGUGUCACUCGCUGCCCUCCGGACGGCCUCGGCGGAAAGAGACAGACCCCAACGGACCUCAGAGACAGGUCUCUGCCCCAAGUGAGCCUCUGUUGUCACCGACUGACUACAGGACUAAAUCGCCAUCCUCAGAGAAGGAGAUGUUCCAUAUCCUUCCCAAACUGCAGGCUAAACGAGCUGACUUUCUCACCGUCAUGCUUACAGGUAGCCUGCAUCAUCGUCGGGGCUUCACGUCCACACCACCUGAGACUCAGCAUGAAGGACCUAGAGAUGAUGAUGUCACGAAAAGCGAGUCUAGUAGUGGAGCAAGCGAAAAGAGUACAGAACGUAGUCAAGAUGGUGCACCAUCCACCUUAGUGGCUGAUGAUCCUCACAAGGAGCAGAAGGAACUGGGUUCAGUGGCUGAUAUAGAUCCUGAACUAGAGGACGUCUCGAAGACUCUUGUUUUGUUUUCACCAGGAGACAUGAAGAAGUCUCCAAAUGUUAUGAAUGGGAAUGAAGUGGAUCAGGGUAUCGCAGGUUCUGAUACUCCUCAAAAUGUGCAGUCUGUUAAAGGUGAUCAAAUAGAGGUGCAGGUUCAGGAGGAUGUUAAGCAGGUGCAGAGGCCCUCAGAUGAUGGAGACCCAUCAAUACAGACGUCUAAACCAGUGCUAACCAUCUCAACGACUCCAGUGGCCUCAGCCUCAAUUGCUUCACCCCCCUUCUCCAAAGUAGAGCACACUUUUGUACACAUUGCUGAGACAACCCAUCUAAAUAUCAUGUCUUCACAUGGUGCAGAGGUCAGAGAAGGAGACCUGGACAUUUUAGACAUUGCUGAGGACGUUGAGCUGAAAAUCAAGUCAGUCCUUUCUCUAGAGCCAGAAGGAGUUGUCUAUCCUGAAGUCAACUCUCAGACUCCUACAGAGGAGACUCAGGUACUCAAUGUUCUGGAUGGUUCUUUCCCAAAGGAGAUUUCUGACAAACAGGAAGGUCUUAUGGUUCCCAUAUCCAUAGAGUUAAGGGAACCCCUCCAGCAAGAUUCAUCAACUGAUGGAAAACUGCAAACAAAAGAAGAACAUCAAGAGGAAAAGCUAGUACCUGGGAAUGGCACAUGCGGUAUUGGGCUUUCUAAACGUCCACGGACAAGGAGCAAGAGUCGCAUUCCUAUUCUGGUCUCAGAAGAGGACAUGGGAUCAGAACAAUCCCUUUCUUCCAGAGAAAGACUGCGAAGAAGAGCCAUUCAGCAGGACUUGUCACGUAUUGCUGUGGAAAGACAACGGCAGGGACGCUGGAUGAGACUGAAUUCCAGGACUUCUUCCUCGUUGUCUUCUGGAGAAGAUCCCAAGAGAGCCUCAGAGACUCUUGCUACUAUGUGCUCAGAGGAGGAUGUUCAUGAAUCUUACGAUUCCCUUAUCAAGCUUAGGAAGGAGGCUGAUGAGAAGAACAGGACUGUGUGGAGCAGCAGGAUCCCCAGACCAGUAACCCCAAUAAGGAAGCCUUCAAGCAAACUAGUGGUUGUGGCCGCUGUUAUCUUGUCAGGAGCUAGCACUGUGAAAUUAGAGCAAAAAUCAAGCAAUGGCCCAAAGGUUGAAUCGCAAACAGGAUCAAGCGCUCCACCACUCCACACAAGAUCGAAAUCGACACUGUCCCGUUCGACCGUGCCAAGUGGAAGUAAUCGCAUGCCUUUCCACUGCAUUCCUGCGCCAUCCCAUCGCAGCUUAAGCACUGCAGACUGCACUUUCCCCUCCAAACGCAUUGCUAGCCCCUCGCCCCUGAGGUUGCCCCUGCGAACUGUGGUCAGUGAGUCGCGCAAGCAGCCAUUUGCCCUCCGAACCACUGUGGAGUCCAGGACUACUACUUGCAGCGGCCCAAAACAAUCCCCCAAUACAGCUGUGAGGAAUCGAACCAAAGCUUCUGCUCCGUUGAAGAACACAGUUCCCGUGAGAAUGGAAAAAAGCACAAGCAACAACGCAGCCGCAGCCAGAUAAGACACAGCGACUGCUGAUUACUGCGAUUGUUUUCUUCUCAAGUACUUGAACAUAUUGCCUCUAAAGUGCAUCUUCCCCAUUGACCAAAAUGAACCUUUUAUGUUCUUCCUAAUUAACAAAUGUCUUGUUCCAAUUUUGAACUCUGCACCAAAUAGUUUUAUGUUGUACCAUAAGAUAGCAGAACUUUCACACAUUUAGCUAACACGGUGCUAUACUCUAUACAGUAUGUGUGUUCUGUUGUGCAUAUUUAAUUUAUAUCUGGUUUUUGAAGGUGUACUUUAUAUUUAGUUAGAUAAGACUUUGACCCUUGUCAAACAUGGUAAAUUGCAUUGACAAUACUAUAAUCCACCAGGCACACAGAACAUUGUAAUAUCUACCACAUAUCCAUCGAAAACACUGGUCUGCAGCUAGGCCCUCUUUGUAAAACUUGUGACAAUGGGCAUGCCUUGUCUUUAGCUUGUUUCAAGUGUUGGAAUAUACCGCUGUAUGCUUGUACAAAUUCCUUACAGUAUUUCGUGCAGAAACCUCUUUAUUUUUUAUCAGGCAAAAGAAAUGGUAAAGUAUUUGGUUCUUAUUUUGUUAAAGGAGUAUAUUGUUGGUUCCAAACCAAGCUGUCUUGGUUUUUAAGCAUGGCAAACUUCACACACUAUUUAUUGUCAAUAUGAAUUAUUUCUAAAUGAAGCAGUCCCACCUAUUUUGCUCUUAUUACAAUAGUGAGAGUUUCGUUGGAGAGCA